AAUUCUGGGAGUUGAAGUCCACAAGUCAUAAAAGAGCCAAGGUUGCCUACCCCUGGUCUAACUGAACAAACUACUGUCUUUGUGGUGCCUCCCUCAUUUUAGUGCAGGGACGUGGCCAGGCCAUCAUCAGAGGUCAACACUGAUUCCGGCACAAACAUAAAAAAAAGUGAAAAGAUAAUAAAAUGGAUUAAAUCAGUAAACACAGGGUAGAAGCUCCAUAGUUGGUGACAUACGGUUCUUCCAUUGUGUUUGUGGACUUUUUUUUUUUUUUUUUUUGGGCAGUUGAAUGUUCUGAGUUCUGAACAAAAGCCCAAGAUUCUGUUAACAAGGAGAAGAUGAAGGUGGGGUAUUGCUGUCGGAAAGUCACCCUGUACUUAUUUUUCUUCUUCAAUCACCUUUUCUUUAUCUUGGGGGCGCUGAUGGUUGGGAUUGGCAUCUGGAUUUUGGCUGACUCAAAGCCCUUCAGUCCCAUUCUGCAGAACUCGGCACCGUCGUUCCAAGCUGGGCUUUAUGUCUUCAUGGGAGUCGGUGCCAUCACCAUGGUGCUUGGCUUCCUGGGGUGCGUAGGGGCUCUCUUUGGCAUCCAGUGUGCCCUUGGCAUCUAUCUCACCUGCCUGUUGCUCAUCCUCUCGGCCCAGAUCACCGCUGGUCUGAUGAUCUACUUCCAACAGAGCUCGCUGAAAGCCAGAAUGUCCGAAGUGGUGAUCGAUCUCUUCCAGACGUACAACCCUUCCGAUGAAAUGAACCAGGUCCUCGAGUCCGCUUGGGACUUUGUUCAAUCCCAGUUCUCGUGCUGCGGCUGGACUGGACCCGAAGACUGGCAACUCAACAAAAUCCUCUGGAACAGCAGAAUGCAGUUCUAUCCGUGUUCUUGCAGCAACCGGACGGAGGACGCCUUGAGAGGAACGGGCUUCUGCGCUCUGGAGACCGAUUUGAACACAACCACUCUGGCCGACUGGCCCGUGAAGAAGCAGGGGUGCGGGACGGCUGUGCAGACCUGGUUGCAGGAAAAUUUCAACGUCUUUCUCGGGGUUUGCGCGGGGGUGGCCAUCACGGAGCUACUGGGAAUAGGGCUCUCUCUCUGCCUUUGCAAAGGCAAAACAUGCCAAUAAUGAAGGCGAUGCCCUCACCUGGAAUCUGGAUGCCAUCCACGAGGAAAGAGGCAACUGGAUUCCUUACUCCAGAUGUUUCUUGGCAGUCCCUGCUGGGGCAUUAGCCCAACAUCUCUUCCUCUACUUAUCUUGCUCCCUUCUACCUGUAUAAGCCAAGAGCACAAAGGGAUGCGGAAGUUCUGAAUGGCAUUGCUUUCAGCUUUUAUUCAUCACCAUAAUAAGAUCGAGGAUGCUCUGUAUGCCUUAUAGAUACCCCUUUCGCUGUGCCCACCCUCUUCCUUCUAUGCAAUUUGGAUCAAGUUGGGAGAUUAGAUGGGUGGGCUUCUUCCUCAAUUAUUCCUACCAAAGGAUGGUUCGUCCAAAUUAUUCUCAAGCUAUUCAGACACCGCUCUUAAGGCUGACUUCUUCAAUUCUUACUGGAAAAUCUCUUCGGUCUGGAAUCGUGUCCCUUGCUCUGUUUCUCCAAUUUUUUUAAAAAUAAAGUGUUGGCUGUACAACAUUCUUUCUCUUCCUGUUUGGUGUUCGGGAUGCCCAUCAGAUCAAAGGGUAGGUCAGCUUCAAAGGAGAGUCUUUGAGGAUCGCGGUGUGGAAUAUCUGAAGUUUUCCUGGUUUUGUUCAUUGGAAGGCCAUUUAUUUUUGUUGUACAGGUAAUCUUUGACUUUUAUUUAGUGACCGAAGUUAUUUGUUUAGUGACCGAAGUUACUACAGUACUAAAAAAAAAGACUUACAACAUGUUUUUCACACAUAUGAGCGUGGCACCAUCCCACAUGAUCAAAAUUUGGAUGUUUGGCAAUUGGUUCGUAUUGAUGACAAUUGGACAGUCCCGGGGUCACGUGAUCACCUUUUGCGACCUUUUGACUAAGCCAAGUCAAUGGGGAAGCCGGAUUUCCUUAGCAACCGUGUUACUAACUUAACAACAAUUAACAAUU
Messenger RNA from Crotalus tigris (Tiger rattlesnake), 2041 nucleotides. RefSeq names its product CD82 antigen-like. Gene Ontology annotation, cellular component: membrane. The coding region runs from base 336 to 1112 and encodes 258 amino acids. The transcript has a single exon. The record is from RefSeq and is a predicted model, not a curated record. Lineage: Eukaryota; Metazoa; Chordata; Lepidosauria; Squamata; Viperidae.